Molecule: messenger RNA, 1114 nt
Organism: Drosophila kikkawai
Lineage: Eukaryota; Metazoa; Arthropoda; Insecta; Diptera; Drosophilidae
Gene: jet
Product: F-box and leucine rich repeat protein jetlag
Biological process (GO): SCF-dependent proteasomal ubiquitin-dependent protein catabolic process
Cellular component (GO): cytoplasm; SCF ubiquitin ligase complex
Source: RefSeq, a predicted model, not a curated record
UCUAGGAGGCGCACUCAUGUGCACCCUUAAUCCCGAGGAGGAGGCUCACCUUGUGGCCAUGGCCAGUGAGGCCUUGAGUACCACGGAUUCGCCGAAGACAGGCAAGCCUCUGUCGCUCUUCGACGUCUGCUGGGACGACGUGCUCAUCCCGCAGGUGGCCGUCUACCUGUCGCUCAAGGAUCUCUUCAACCUGCGCUGCUGCUCGCGUACCGCCCACCGAUUCGUGCAGGCGGCCCUGGAGAAGCGCCAGGAGCUUCAUUUGUCCGGGAACAAUACAAGCAAUAUCGAAGAGGGCUUCCGAGUGCUGGCCCGCUGCUGCCACCGUCUGGAGGUUCUCCAUCUGGCCCGCUGCCGCUGGCUGACGGACGAAUUACUGCUUCCACUGCUGGCAAAUAACAAGAAACGCCUGUGGGCCGUCAACCUGAACGAAUGCAUCAAUAUCACGGCCCUGUCCCUGCAGCCCAUCAUCGUGGAGUGCAAGGAGCUGCGAGUGCUUAAACUGUCCAAGUGCCAGUGGCUGACCACUGGGGCCGUGGACGCCCUGACCCUGCACCAGAGCAAGCUGGUGGAGUUCGACAUCUCACACUGCGGCGCCAUUGGCGAACGCUGUCUGAUCAUCUUCUUCCGGAGGCUAAACAAGCUCACCGUCCUGUCGCUGGCCAAUACGCCCAGCGUCACUGACCAGGUGCUCAUCCAGAUUGGAAACUAUUGCCGGGAACUGGAGCACAUCAACCUGAUCGGCUGUGCGGCCAUCUCCGACUAUGGAGUGCACGCCCUCACCCAGAGCUGUCCUCUACUGCAGUCGCUGAUGGUGCAGCGCUGCCCGCUGGUCACGGAACGAGUCCUGGCCCCGCUACGCGGACGGGUGCACAUCGAUCGGCCGGGAAUGGGCUACAACCUGCCGGCCAUGCAGCACCACCGCCUGUUCCUGCAGGUGUGACUUACCUUUACAGAGAUUAACCCUGGGGACGGACCAAAACCUAGGAGGCUUUUGAGGCUUGCUGUAAAUACAUGCUUCGGCAUGGGACGCUUUAAUUUAAUUUUAAGCUUAAUCUUACACUCGUUGUUAACAUUAAUUUAGGCUGUACAAUAAACGUAUUUACUCCCUCCGAAA